Molecule: messenger RNA, 824 nt
Organism: Sabethes cyaneus
Lineage: Eukaryota; Metazoa; Arthropoda; Insecta; Diptera; Culicidae
Gene: RpS7
Product: 40S ribosomal protein S7
Exons: 4
Coding region: 80-658 (192 amino acids)
Biological process (GO): ribosomal small subunit biogenesis; rRNA processing; translation
Cellular component (GO): small-subunit processome; cytosolic small ribosomal subunit; 90S preribosome
Molecular function (GO): structural constituent of ribosome
Source: RefSeq, a predicted model, not a curated record
GCUCCCUUCUCGCUCUUUUUCCGGGCAUCUUUGAUGUACAAGUGAACACAUUUCACUUUGAACGUAAAUUAUUUUCGCUAUGGUUUUCGGAUCAAAGGUGAUUAAGGCCGGCGGAGCCGAGCCAGACGCAUUCGAGAGUCAAAUUGGCCAGGCUAUCCUGGAGCUGGAGAUGAACUCGGACCUGAAGCCGCAGUUACGUGACCUGCACAUCACUCGGGCUCGUGAGGUUGAAUUCAACAGCAAGAAGGCUAUCGUUAUCUACGUUCCGGUGCCGAAACAGAAGGCCUUCCAGAAGGUGCAAACUCGGCUCGUUCGGGAACUGGAGAAGAAAUUCUCCGGCAAACAUGUAGUGUUCAUCGGUGAGCGUAGGAUCCUGCCGAAACCGCAGCGCGGCCGUCGUGAUCCCAACAAGCAGAAGCGUCCGCGUUCGCGCACCCUGACCGCUGUGUACGAUGCCAUCCUCGAGGAUCUGGUUUUCCCGGCCGAGGUCGUCGGAAAGCGCAUUCGCGUUAAGCUGGAUGGAUCGCAGCUGAUCAAGGUGCAUCUGGACAAGAACCAGCAGACCACCAUCGAACACAAAGUCGAUACGUUCACAUCGGUGUACAAGAAGCUGACCGGACGUGAUGUAACGUUCGAAUUCCCAGAACCUUACUUGUAAACGGCGAUUAUUUCUACUUUAUUUAAGAGUAUGCACUAAAAAACAGUCCGUUGUGAUGCGAUGGAGAGAAGGAAAGACGGGAAAUGCGUGUGUAAUAACAUGCAUUGCUUGUGGUUAAUAAAACGAAACGUAAAAAAGCCAGAAAGUGAAAUUUGAUGUGUAAUAU